ACGUGUAUUGGCUCGAUAUAAACUUGACUAUCAACUUUAAACAAGGGAAGCCCAGUGUUAUUUGGGGGAAAUAUGAUUACCCUACAAUUUUGUUUUACAAUGGAUAUUUUGGAAUAAAGUUAAAGAUGGGAUUUUUCGGGGAAGCAGGUUGUCUGUUGAGCUCGAGACAGAUACCAGAUAAGCUCGUCAGAUACUUUUGGGGAACGGUACAAAGAUAUAUACAUGUUUUAAACUAAACGGUUAAACCAUGGACGAUUUAAAGGAUGAGUUGUAUGAUAUGCAACCUGACAAAAUUGCACUUCGAAAGGAAAUAUAUAGACUACAACUGAAUAAUGAAAACUUAUUACUUGAAAACGAAAGUCUCAAAGAACAACUUAAUCUUAUGCAACAUGAAAACAGUUCAGUAAGCAGUGAUGACGACAGCUUUGAACAAGAAUAUGACGGAGACGGUUUAGACGACCGAGAUCACAUGCAGUAUGAAAACAGAUUACUUUGCCGUAAAAUUGACUUGCAACGAGAGAAACAGGAUAUUUUGCUGCAAAAUCAGAAUUUGGUUUCAGCUAAUAAGCGACUGACAGUCAAACGAAGCAACAGCGAUUUGAACCGUUUACUGGAUGAUGAAAGAGUGAAGAACAAACUUCUAGAAAGAGAAAAUUCUAAAUUAACAACAGUCCAACGACAUGAUACAUGCGAACGUGAAGCAAGCAUUCAGAGUAAAAAAGCUUCCAUUGCAGAAGGAAUUACUCAAACAGUACAGGAAGAGAACAUCGAUUUAAAGAAAAAAGUAGCCGGACUUCGCCGAGAUCUGAUUUAUCUACAAACAAAAUAUGACCGACUGCAUAAAAAGAAGACUUUGAUCAAAAAAGACAAUGUAACCAGACCUAAGGAAGUCACCUCACCAAAAUUGUCAGGACGAAGCAGGUCCACUAGGUCAAAAAGAUCGUUAACAACGACAAUUGAAAACGAUAGUGCUUCGAAUUUCUGUUUUGAUGAUCGCCAACAAGAAUGUGAUGACUGUAAACACUUACAUAGACAAAAUGAAGAGUUAAAACGGAUAUUGACUGAGGAACUGGAUAGUGAACGAUCAGCAAAAUCAUUAUUAUUAAAAGAAAGAAACCAUUACAAAGGGCAAGUUGAACAGAUGAAAGCAUUGCAGUUAGAUCUCGAACAUUGCAGAGCUCUCCUCAAACAAGAAAACAACAACUCGGAAGAACUACGAAAUUCAACUGAGAAAAAUCAGCAGUUGGAAGGACAACUUUCUGAUCUCAACACGUCUGGAAAAGAAUUGGUUGAGAAGAAUAAUUAUCUUAACAAUGAAGUCAAACAGUUAUCAAAUGUUCUCGAAGGUAAAGAUGGAGAAAUAAGUAAACUAAAAAAUAAACUUUUGGUGAAAGAUAAAGAGAUUGAAGAAAGAGUGAAUGAAAUUGUCCUGUUAAAAGAAAGGCAUGUAGAGAAUCAAGAACUGGUAUCUGAUCUACAAACCGAAAUCAACCAAUAUAAAAGUAAUUUGAGAGCCGUUAAUAGUUCAAACCUACAACGCGAACGGGAGAAAUAUCAACGGGAACUUAAAACAGCUAGUACAGAAUUAGAAAACGCGGUUGAAAACAACAAACUGAUGGAUCGGAUGAGUUCUGAUCUUAACAAACAAAUGAGAGAGUUAACAAUGAGAAAGGAUAGCGAAAUAAACAACCUAAAUUAUGAAUGUCAACGGAAAGGUAAAGGGAUUGAAAAUGCAAUGACUGAACUCUUUUUAAUAAAAGAACAAAAUAAAACAAAUAAACAACUGGUCACUGAUUUACAAAUUGAACUCGGUCAAUAUACAAGAAAAUUGAAAGAAAAAGACUCUGACGCAGCAAAUAUGAGCAAUACUAUUUCAAUUCUAAGACGUGAAGUGGAGACAUAUCAGAUCGAACUAAAUCAGGCACGCGACGAACUCAGACAUGUGACUGAGAAUACUGAUGAAAAGUCUGAACAAGCCUUUAUUGAUGAAAGAGAUUCCUUAAACAAUAAAGUCAGAGAGUUAACAAAUAAACUCAAAAGAAAAGACAGCGAUGUACGGAAGAUGGGAACGAAAAUUGAUGAAUUUACCUCAAAAGAAGAGAAAAAUAUUAAACUUGAACGACAGGUCACAGAUUUACAAAUUGAAGUCAACCAAUAUAAAAGUGACUUGAACGAAAAAAGUAUCGCCUCCACUAAAUUGACUAAUACUAUUUCAAACUUAAGACGUGAAGUGGAGACGUAUCAGAGCGAGCUCAAUCAGGCACGGGAUGAACUGGGAAAUGCGACUGAGAACAAUCAACAGAUGGAUCGACAGUUCUCCGAUAUAAAAAAGAGUAAUCAAGCGUUCAUUGAUGAAACACGUUCUUUAAAGGAUAAAGUCCGAGAGUUAACCAAUGUUCUCAAAAGAAAAGACAGCGAUGUACGGAAGAUGGAAACGAAAAUGGCUGAAUGUUUCUCAAUAGAAGAGAAAAAUAGUAAACUUGAACUACAGGUCACAGAUUUACAAGUUGAAGUCAGCCAAUAUAAAAUUGAAUUGAACGACAAAAGUUCUGCCUCUACUAAAUUGACUAAUACUAUUUCAAACUUAAGACGUGAAGUGGAGACGUAUCAGAGCGAGCUCAAUCAGGCACGGGAUGAACUGGGAAAUGCGACUGAGAACAAUCAACAGAUGGAUCGACAGUUCUCCGAUAUAAAAAAGAGUAAUCAAGCGUUCAUUGAUGAAACACGUUCUUUAAAGGAUAAAGUCCGAGAGUUAACCAAUGUUCUCAAAAGAAAAGACAGCAAUGUACGGAAGAUGGAAACGAAAAUGGCUGAAUGUUUCUCAAUAGAAGAGAAAAAUAGUAAACUUGAACUACAGGUCACAGAUUUACAAGUUGAAGUCAGCCAAUAUAAAAUUGAAUUGAACGACAAAAGUUCUGCCUCUACUAAAUUGACUAAUACUAUUUUUAACUUAAGACGUAAAGUGGAGACGUAUCAGAGCGAGCUCAAUCAGGCACGGGAUGAACUGGGAAAUGCGACUGAGAACAAUCAACAGAUGGAUCGACAGUUCUCCGCUAUAAAAAAGAGUAAUCAAGCGUUCAUUGAUGAAACACGUUCUUUAAAGGAUAAAGUCCGAGAGUUAACCAAUGUUCUCAAAAGAAAAGACAGCGAUGUACGGAAGAUGGAAACGAAAAUGGCUGAAUGUUUCUCAAUAGAAGAGAAAAAUAGUAAACUUGAACUACAGGUCACAGAUUUACAAGUUGAAGUCAGCCAAUAUAAAAUUGAAUUGAACGACAAAAGUUCUGCCUCUACUAAAUUGACUAAUACUAUUUCAAACUUAAGACGUGAAGUGGAGACGUAUCAGAGCGAGCUCAAUCAGGCACGGGAUGAACUGGGAAAUGCGACUGAGAACAAUCAACAGAUGGAUCGACAGUUCUCCGAUAUAAAAAAGAGUAAUCAAGCGUUCAUUGAUGAAACACGUUCUUUAAAGGAUAAAGUCCGAGAGUUAACCAAUGUUCUCAAAAGAAAAGACAGCGAUGUACGGAAGAUGGAAACGAAAAUGGCUGAAUGUUUCUCAAUAGAAGAGAAAAAUAGUAAACUUGAACUACAGGUCACAGAUUUACAAGUUGAAGUCAGCCAAUAUAAAAUUGAAUUGAACGACAAAAGUUCUGCCUCUACUAAAUUGACUAAUACUAUUUCAAACUUAAGACGUGAAGUGGAGACGUAUCAGAGCGAGCUCAAUCAGGCACGGGAUGAACUGGGAAAUGCGACUGAGAACAAUCAACAGAUGGAUCGACAGUUCUCCGAUAUAAAAAAGAGUAAUCAAGCGUUCAUUGAUGAAACACGUUCUUUAAAGGAUAAAGUCCGAGAGUUAACCAAUGUUCUCAAAAGAAACGACAGCGAUGUACGGAAGAUGGAAACGAAAAUGGCUGAAUGUUUCUCAAUAGAAGAGAAAAAUAGUAAACUUGAACUACAGGUCACAGAUUUACAAGUUGAAGUCAGCCAAUAUAAAAUUGAAUUGAACGACAAAAGUUCUGCCUCUACUAAAUUGACUAAUACUAUUUCAAACUUAAGACGUGAAGUGGAGACGUAUCAGAGCGAGCUCAAUCAGGCACGGGAUGAACUGGGAAAUGCGACUGAGAACAAUCAACAGAUGGAUCGACAGUUCUCCGAUAUAAAAAAGAGUAAUCAAGCGUUCAUUGAUGAAACACGUUCUUUAAAGGAUAAAGUCCGAGAGUUAACCAAUGUUCUCAAAAGAAAAGACAGCGAUGUACGGAAGAUGGAAACGAAAAUGGCUGAAUGUUUCUCAAUAGAAGAGAAAAAUAGUAAACUUGAACUACAGGUCACAGAUUUACAAGUUGAAGUCAGCCAAUAUAAAAUUGAAUUGAACGACAAAAGUUCUGCCUCUACUAAAUUGACUAAUACUAUUUCAAACUUAAGACGUGAAGUGGAGACGUAUCAGAGCGAGCUCAAUCAGGCACGGGAUGAACUGGGAAAUGCGACUGAGAACAAUCAACAGAUGGAUCGACAGUUCUCCGAUAUAAAAAAGAGUAAUCAAGCGUUCAUUGAUGAAACACGUUCUUUAAAGGAUAAAGUCCGAGAGUUAACCAAUGUUCUCAAAAGAAAAGACAGCGAUGUACGGAAGAUGGAAACGAAAAUGGCUGAAUGUUUCUCAAUAGAAGAGAAAAAUAGUAAACUUGAACUACAGGUCACAGAUUUACAAGUUGAAGUCAGCCAAUAUAAAAUUGAAUUGAACGACAAAAGUUCUGCCUCUACUUAAUUGACUAAUACUAUUUCAAACUUAAGACGUGAAGUGGAGACGUAUCAGAGCGAGCUCAAUCAGGCACGGGAUGAACUGGGAAAUGCGACUGAGAACAAUCAACAGAUGGAUCGACAGUUCUCCGAUAUA
Molecule: messenger RNA, 4888 nt
Organism: Mya arenaria
Lineage: Eukaryota; Metazoa; Mollusca; Bivalvia; Myida; Myidae
Product: putative leucine-rich repeat-containing protein DDB_G0290503
Exons: 2
Coding region: 248-4759 (1503 amino acids)
Source: RefSeq, a predicted model, not a curated record